Messenger RNA from Fonsecaea erecta, 1680 nucleotides. RefSeq lists its product as hypothetical. Bases 1 to 1680 code for a protein of 559 amino acids. The transcript has 6 exons. Gene Ontology annotation, molecular function: arylsulfatase activity. NCBI's taxonomy places the organism in Eukaryota, Fungi, Ascomycota, Eurotiomycetes, Chaetothyriales, Herpotrichiellaceae. The record is from RefSeq and is a predicted model, not a curated record.
AUGGGCUCAGCUGGAAAACGGCCAAACUUCCUCGUCAUCGUCGCAGAUGACCUUGGAUUCAGCGACAUUGCCCCGUACGGGGGUGAAAUCCAGACGCCCAAUCUCGAAAGAAUGGCCAAAGACGGUAUUCGAAUGACGAACUUUCAUACGGCUUCGGCCUGCUCGCCCACUAGAGCGAUGCUCUUUUCGGGAACCGACAAUCACAUCGCUGGCUUAGGGCAGAUGUCAGAGCACAUGCGUGCUUUUGGUGACUAUUUUAAAGGGAAGCCAGGGUAUGAAGGCUACCUGAAUUGGCGAGUUGCUGCUCUGCCUGAGAUCUUGCAGGACCAAGGGUAUUUCACCGUCUUGUCUGGGAAAUGGCAUCUCGGGCUACCUAAAGAUUUGGCGCCGUGCUCACGGGGCUUCAGCAAGAGUUUUGCUUUUUUGCCUGGAUCAGGCAACCACUACGGCUACGAGCCCCAGCUCGAGGAUGGCGAGAUUAAGAUUCCUUGUCUCAAUACUGAUGGCUUUUGGAUGGAGGGCGGUCGUUUCAUUGACCGCAAAACCGAACUUCCUGCAGACUUUUACUCAACAACAUCAUUCACCGACAAGCUGAUCAAAUUCCUCGACGAGCGAGACUCGGAAGAAAAAGCCAAACCCUUUUUCUCAUGUCUCACGUUCACAGCACCACAUUGGCCACUCCAGGCGCCCCGAGACGUCAUUGAAAAGUAUGCUGGGAUGUACGACGACGGGCCAGACGAAUUGACCAAGAGGAGAGUGGAAAAAAUGAUCAAACUUGGUUUGGUCGAGGAAGGCGUCGAGGUCGCCGCUCCGGUCGGCACCCUAGGGAAGGAAUGGACGGACAUGACCCGUGAGGAGCAGACAAUCUCUGCUCGGAAGAUGGAGGUCUUUGCGGCAAUGGUGGACGUAAUUGAUCAGAACGUGGGGAAGAUGCUCGACUACCUCAAGUCCUCCGGCGAGCUGGAUGACACCUUUGUUCUUUUCAUGUCGGACAACGGGGCCGAAGGGGCCAUGCUGGAAGCUCUUCCGAUGAUGGGCGGACCCAAAACAAUGGGUGGCAUCAUUCAAAAGUACUAUGACAAUCGUCUUGGAAAUAUCGGAGACAAGACUUCGUUCGUUUGGUACGGGCCAAGAUGGGCAUGCGCCGCUACAGCCCCUUCGCGAGGAUCUAAAUGCAUGAUCACAGAAGGCGGAAUCCGCUGUCCUUGUCUGGUCCGCUACCCCCCUUUCAGAGCCCAAGAUGCCGCCAUCACGCAUGCAUUUACCACGGUCAUGGAUAUUUUACCCACGAUCCUCGAGCUCGCUCAAGUCCCGCACCCAGGUACCAAAUUUCGAGGUCGCGAGGUCGUGCUUCCGCGGGGGAAGUCAUGGGUCUCGUAUCUGAGCUCUGCAUCUGGCCUCGCCACCGGUAGCGUCCAUGGUGAAGAGACCCACGUCCACGGCUGGGAGUUGUUCGGCCAACGGGCUAUACGAGAAGGAACCUGGAAAGCCGUCUGGAUCAACAAGCCUCGCGGAAAGGACGACUGGGAACUUUACAACAUUGCCGAAGAUCCUGCAGAGCUGCACGACCUAUCGGAAUCAGAGCCCGAGGUGCUCAAGAGGCUGGUCGACCAUUGGGAGGUGUACUUCGCCGAGACUGGCAUGAUCCAAACUCCGACGUUUGCGGUGACCAAAGCCUAG